UUCGCUUUCCAACGCCCCGCUUACUGCAAGAGGAAAUCUCUCUCUCUACUCUCUCUCUCUACUCUCUCGCCUUUUUUUUGGGCCUUCGUUCGUUUCAUUUCCCGGCGACCCUUCGCCGCGAAAAAGGUGAAAUCGCCACCCUCCUCCUCCGUCCCUUCCUCCGCCGGCGGCCGGCGAUCACUACCGGCACACGCUCAACCUUCGCACGGAGCUCUCGCACCUUGGACCUCACCGCUCUUCAGCUGAAACAACCCCCGCGAGAGCAACACUCGAACGAUAACGCCGCCUUGGGCUUUGCAUGAUCACGACGGCCCCCUCCUCUCCCCGCACCGAACCGUAAGCGGUGACUCAUUGGGAAAAGGGUCGCGGCUUCACCCCGCGACGAAGCCUGGAGAGAGAGAGAGAGGGGACCGAGCGGGACGCGAUGAAUCGCAUCGCCUGACUAGGCGCGGUAGGGGGGAGCCCCUCGGGUGACCGAUCGUUAGUGAUUGGCGGCGGCGCGGCGGCGUGGGCGGCGAGGAGGCGCGGGCGAUGGGGAGGAUGGGGGCGGGGGCGAUGGCGGUGGUGGGGUUGGUGGCGGUGGCGGCGGUCGCGGUGGCGGGGGUGGCGGUGGGCAGGAGGGUGAGGAGCAGGCGGAGGUGGAGCAGGGUUUUGGGAGUGUUGAGGGAGCUCGAGGAGGCGUGCGAGACGCCGGUGGGGCGGCUGAGGCAGGUGGUGGACGCUAUGGCCGUUGAGAUGCACGCGGGGUUGGCUUCCGAGGGUGGCUCGAAGCUCAAGAUGUUGCUCACUUUCGUCGAUACUCUCCCCAACGGGAAUGAAAAAGGAAUUUAUUAUGCACUUGAUCUUGGGGGCAUCGAUUUUAGGGUCCUCCAGGUUCAGCUGGGAGGUGGAAGGUCCUCAACCUUGCCUCAUUAUGUGGAACCACAACCCAUUCCCCAACAUUUGAUGACCGAUACGAGUGAGGAUCUUUUUGACUUUAUAACCAAUUCACUCAAGGAUUUUGUUCAGAGAAAAGAGAACAUUUUUGGAUAUUCACCAGAGAAAAGAAGGGAACUUGGAUUCACAGUCUCAUUUCCUGUGAAGCAAACUUCUGUUUCAUCCGGGAUUUUAAUCAGAUGGACAAAGGGAUUUGCUAUUCAUGACAUGGUUGGAAACGAUAUCGCUGAAAGUUUACAACUAGCAUUGACGAGGAAUGGCCUAAAUAUGCGAGUUGUAGUGUUGGUGAAUGACACGGUUGGAACACUAGCUCUCGGACAUUAUCAUGAUCCGGACACGGUUGCUGCAGUAAUCAUUGGAACGGGUACAAAUGCCUGCUAUGUUGAGCGAACAGAUGCAAUUAUUAAAUGCCAGGGUCUUGGCACAACUUCUGGGUUUAUGGUUGUGAACAUGGAAUGGGGAAGUUUCUGGUCUUCUCAUCUACCAAGAACUUCUUAUGAUAUCGAUUUAGAUGCUGAGAGUCCCAACCCCAACGAACAGGGUUUUGAAAAAAUGAUAUCUGGAAUGUAUCUGGGAGAAAUUGUGAGGAGAGUGAUCCUCAGGAUGUCCCAAGAGUCAGAUAUUUUUGGUGCCUCUUUGUCAAAAUUGUCAAUUCCAUUCAUUCUGGGAACUCCAUCAAUGGCCACUAUGCACGAAGAUAACUCCCCAGAUUUGAGAGAAGUAGAUAAAAAAUGGAGAGAGAUGCUGGAAGUUCCGGAAGUCCCUAAAAAAGUACGGAAGCUGAUCGUGAAGGUAUGCGAUGUAGUAACUCGCAGGGCCGCUCGCCUGGCUGCUGCCGGCAUCGUGGGGAUCUUGAAGAAAACAGGUCGGGAUGGUGGAAGCAUCCCCAGCGGAAGAAGUAGAGGAGAUGCCAGGAUGAGAAGAACGGUCGUGGCGAUAGAAGGUGGUCUGUACACCAGCUACACCAUGUACAGAGAAUAUCUGCUCGAAGCCUUGAAAGAGAUUCUGGGGGAAGACGUCGCACGACACGUCGUUCUCAAAGUCACCGAAGACGGUUCGGGCCUCGGAGCCGCCCUCCUCGCGGCCUCGCAUUCGUCGACACCACCCAACACUGUGGAUAGCGUACAGAUGCCUUAGAAAACAUCACAGUUUGUUUAUAUUACUACAGGCCCUUGUAAAUUCAGUGCCAUGCCAUCUUUGCAUUUUCUUUGAAUCUUAGGUGAAAUUCUGUUCAUAUUACCAUAUGUUCAUUGGAUUGGCUGGCUUUGUUCUGCUGUAUAUUAGUGCCAACAAUUUUGAAUGACCUUGUGACAAAGUUACUAUUCUCUCUCGAUUUUUCUCAA
Syzygium oleosum is the source of this 2279-nucleotide messenger RNA. Its product is annotated as hexokinase-3-like. The record is from RefSeq and is a predicted model, not a curated record. Bases 532 to 2073 code for a protein of 513 amino acids. Gene Ontology annotation, biological process: glucose 6-phosphate metabolic process; intracellular glucose homeostasis; glycolytic process. Gene Ontology annotation, molecular function: glucokinase activity; mannokinase activity; fructokinase activity. The transcript is spliced from 9 exons. Gene Ontology annotation, cellular component: cytosol; mitochondrion. NCBI's taxonomy places the organism in Eukaryota, Viridiplantae, Streptophyta, Magnoliopsida, Myrtales, Myrtaceae.